Messenger RNA from Condylura cristata (star-nosed mole), 905 nucleotides. RefSeq names its product UEV and lactate/malate dehyrogenase domains (gene UEVLD). Gene Ontology annotation, biological process: protein modification process; protein transport; endosome to lysosome transport. The transcript is spliced from 8 exons. The record is from RefSeq and is a predicted model, not a curated record. Gene Ontology annotation, molecular function: ubiquitin binding. Gene Ontology annotation, cellular component: ESCRT I complex. NCBI's taxonomy places the organism in Eukaryota, Metazoa, Chordata, Mammalia, Eulipotyphla, Talpidae. Bases 75 to 821 code for a protein of 248 amino acids.
ACCUCGGCGGCCCCCGUCCAAGCUUCAACGCGGAAGAAGGUGCAGGGGGACCGGGUUUGGGCACCUGGCUAGAUAUGGAGUUCGACUGCGAAGGUCUGAGGCGGCAGCUUGGCAAGUACAAGUUCAGGGAUCUAACUGUGGAAGAACUAAAGAAUGUAAAUAUGUUUUUCCCACACUUCAGAUAUUCCAUGGAUACCUAUGUUUUUAAAGAUAGUUCCCAGAAAGAUCUACUGAAUUUCACCGGUACUAUUCCUGUGAUGUAUCAGGGUAAUACAUAUAACAUACCAAUUCGUUUAUGGAUUUUGGAUUCUCACCCUUUUGCUCCCCCCAUUUGCUUCUUAAAGCCAACUGCUAAUAUGGGCAUCUUGGUUGGAAAACACGUGGAUUCUCAAGGCAGAAUAUACUUGCCCUAUCUUCAAAACUGGAGCCAUCCUAAAUCUGUCAUUGUUGGAUUAAUUAAAGAAAUGAUUGCCAAAUUUCAAGAGGAACUUCCCCUGUUUUCUCUGUCAUCUUCUGAUGAGGCACGGCAGGUAGACUUGCUCGCCUACAUCACAAAAGUCACUGAAGGUGUCUCAGACAUAAAUCCGAAGAACUGGGCAAAUCAUGAGAAUAAAAUGGUCAAUAAAAUUACUGUGGUUGGAGGUGGGGAACUGGGAAUUGCCUGCACAUUAGCAAUUUCAGCAAAGGGUAUUGCAGACAGACUAGUCCUCUUAGACCUCUCAGACGGGACUAAAGGAGGGACAAUGGACCUUGACAUCUUCAACCUGCCUAAUGUGGAGAUCAGCAAAGGUGGUGAUCUUCACGGUCAACUCUUUGGGUAAUUCUCAGUCCUACCUGGAUGUGGUACAGAGCAACGUGGAUAUGUUCAGAGCCCUGGUUCCUCCUCUGGGACAUUAUAGUCAACA